GAAGGGCGUCCGGGCUUGAGAGAAGCAGCUGAGUAUAUUAAGGCACAACUGGAAAGGAUGAAGGAGAGAGCUGGAUCUAAUAUUAGAAUCGAAAUUGAAGAGAAUGUUGUUAGUGGGUCAUUCGCUAUGUUGUUUUUAGGCCACGGCAUAUCAUUUGAUUACAGAAAUCUUACCAAUAUUCUAAUGAGGUAAGUUUCUGAAAUUGAGUAGAACUUUUUGGGUUGGAUUUGUAUAUAUUGUGUUAAAUCCUAAAUCCAAUGAAAGUAGUUGGGGAAAUCCAUUUUCUUGAUUGGUGUUAUAUACUGGUUCUUUUAUAAUGCAUGACCAGAGAAAGAAAUUGUUCAACUUGCACCUGCCAUAUCAUUUACGGUGUCAAAUAUCAAAAUUGUGAGUGAAACUUUGUUUUUCAAGCUUGAUCAUGGAUAAGAAAAUUGAACACAAUAUCAGAAAGUUCUAGUUAAGGUGUUAGACUCAUUAAAAAUGAAAGGAAAGAGUUAUUGAUAUCAUUGUUUACGACAUUUAAAAGUAGUGAUUGGUGAGUAAUUUUUGGCUUAACCAUGGAAUCAAUGUCAAAGGAUUUAUUAGAUUAUAGAUUCCCCAAAACUUUAUAACCUUUGGAGUUGUAGACAAUGAGGCAAUUUGUUUGUCUUGAAGCUUUUAGCAAAUGGUAUUAUCUUCUUUCUUUUAUAUAAUGACAGGAUAUCCUCAAUAGAUUCAAAACACAGCGAUCCAUCAGUUCUAGUUAAUGCUCAUUUUGAUACUACACUUGGUUCUCCGGGUGCUGCUGAUUGUGGUUCAUGUGUUGGUAUCUACAUUGAAUAUUUUAGCUUGAUUGCAGGAAUUAUUUUGGCUAUAUUUUGAACACAUCUAUCUGACGCUUUGUCCUUUGCAGCAUCACUAUUGGAAAUCGCAAGAAUAAUCAUAGACUCUGGAUGGGUCCCACCUCGGCCUAUAAUUUUAUUAUUUAAUGGUGCAGAAGAAUCUUUUUUACUGGGAGCUAAUGGCUUCAUGAGGACCCAUAAAUGGCGUGAUUCCAUAGGAGCUUUUAUCAAUGUAGAAGCGACUGGGACAGGAGGUCUAGAUGUAGUCUGCCAAUCUGGACCUGGUUCUUGGCCUUCGUAUGUCUAUGCUCAAUCAGCCGUAUAUCCCAUGGCAAAUAGUGCAGCUCAGGAUAUUUUCCCUGUUAUUCCUGGAGAUACAGAUUACAGGAUGUUUUCCCAAGAUUAUGGCAGUAUUCCUGGCCUGGAUAUUAUUUUUCUUUUUGGUGGUUAUCAUUAUCAUGCCUCCUCUGAUACAGUGGACCGACUAUUACCUGGUAGCAUGCAAGCACGUGGAGACAAUUUAUAUAGCAUGGUUAAGGCCUUUGCAGAGUCUUCUAAGCUUAAAAAUGACCAUGAAAGGGAAUCCCUUGGUGAUGCUCAUGACUACAAUGAUGAACAAGCUGUUUUCUUCGACUACUUAACUUGGUUCAUGAUUUUCUACUCCAGAAGGAUAGCUUUGAUGCUUCAUAGCAUUCCCAUUGCCAUCUUCCUGAUUAUGCCUUUUUUGUUACGUAUGAUGAAUUAUGGGUUAUAUUGUUGUUUUGUGACCCUCUAUGAUUUUGUAAAAGGAAUGAUCCUCCAUGCUACUGGAAUUAUGCUGGCUAUUAUUUUCCCAGUUAUAUUUUCCAUCCUGAGACUGCUAUUUUCUAGUUAUGGAAUGAACUGGUUUGCUAAUCCCUACUUAGCUUUCUUGAUGUUCACUCCCAUUUCACUUAUUGGUCUGUUGAUCCCAAGAACCGUUUUUCGUGUUCUCCCCCUUUCUCAAGAUGUUUCAAUUCUCAAGACAUCAAAAGAGGCACUAUCUGAUGAGGCAAGAUUCUGGGGAGCAUUUGGAUUUUAUGCUUUAUUAACUUUGGCUUAUCUUUUAGCUGGGUUCACAGGAGGUUUUUUGACCUUUUUCGCAUCUGCUUCUAUGCUUCUAGCCUGGAUCUCCUUUUACCUGUCAAUCAAUUUUUGCGGUCAUCAAUCUGUCAGGUCAACAGUUUUUUAUGUGAUUCCUCUAAUUCCAUGCCUUACACACUCUGUCUAUUUUGGUGGGGCUCUUGUUCAAUUUUUUAUUGAGAAGAUUGGUAUGAUGGGUUCUCUUCCACCUCCUUACGGGUUUUACAUUCCUGAUAUUGCCAUAGCAGCCACAGUUGGUAUCGCUACGGGAUGGAGUCUAGGCCCCCUAAUAUCUAUUUGCGGCAAUUGGUUAGCCAGGUCAUCCAUCUUGCAGUUCUUGCUACAUCUUGGUGUGAUUGCUUGGGCUCUGUCAUCGCAGUUCUUUCCAUAUAGUACAGAUGCACCUAAGAGAGUUAUUCUCCAGCAUUCAUUUCUCACUGCAGAUGCAAAUCAGAUUGUUGAUUCAAGUUAUGACGUGGCCGUGGUGGACUCCAAUUCUAUACUGUUUCUUUUGAAACAUGCACCUGAAGUUGCGAAGGAGUUGCACAUUGGUCCAGAGUUUUCUUUCGAAACCGCUAACAUGUCUAGCCAACGUACUUUCAUGGUAUGUAAUAUUUACUAUCAUGCAUGCCAAGACACUCUUACAAAAUUUACAUAAGCUGCAAUAAUAUGUGGAUUAGAAAGAGAAAAAUUGAGUUCGAUCCCCUUUAAAACCUGGAUGUAUAUAUACUCGCAAAUGCUGCUUCCAUUAGGGUUGAGUGUGAGUAGGGGUGUUAUUGAGUUGUGCUUUAGUUCAAACUCUAAGAAGCUAGAAUUUGAUUCAAAAUUUGACGCUCGAA
Messenger RNA from Gossypium arboreum, 2761 nucleotides. RefSeq lists its product as uncharacterized. The record is from RefSeq and is a predicted model, not a curated record. The coding region runs from base 1009 to 2580 and encodes 523 amino acids. Gene Ontology annotation, molecular function: metalloexopeptidase activity. The transcript is spliced from 14 exons. NCBI's taxonomy places the organism in Eukaryota, Viridiplantae, Streptophyta, Magnoliopsida, Malvales, Malvaceae. Gene Ontology annotation, biological process: proteolysis.